Molecule: messenger RNA, 1275 nt
Organism: Gossypium raimondii (Peruvian cotton)
Lineage: Eukaryota; Viridiplantae; Streptophyta; Magnoliopsida; Malvales; Malvaceae
Product: GDSL esterase/lipase At1g33811
Exons: 5
Coding region: 20-1138 (372 amino acids)
Molecular function (GO): hydrolase activity, acting on ester bonds
Source: RefSeq, a predicted model, not a curated record
AGCUCGAUCGUAUCCAAAUAUGAAGACCGUUGGUGAGCUAUCUUUGUUGGUUUGCUUGAUUAUCGUCUGCUUUAAUGGUAGAGGAUGGUCGCAAAGACUGCCUCGGCCCCAGCCUCAGCAAUCUCAAGUACCAUGCUUCUUCAUCUUUGGUGACUCCUUGGUGGAUAAUGGAAAUAACAAUGGUAUGCUUACACUUGCUAGGGCUAAUUACAGGCCUUAUGGCAUCGACUUUCCUCAGGGUACCACCGGUCGUUUCACUAAUGGUCGAACUUUUGUUGACGCUCUUGCUCAACUUAUGGGGUUUACACGCUACAUUCCUCCCUAUUCAAGGGCUCGUGGUCCUGAACUGUUGCGUGGUGUUAAUUAUGCCUCGGGCGCUGCUGGUAUUCGUGAUGAAACUGGCGACAAUCUGGGAGCCCACUCAUCGAUGAACGGACAAGUCGCUAACUUUGCAAAUACGGUGAUGCAAAUGAGAAGGUUGUUCAGAGGAGACACCAAUGCUUUGAGCAGCUAUCUAAACACGUGCAUUUACUAUUGUGGGCUGGGAAGUAAUGAUUAUCUUAAUAACUACUUUAUGCCAAAUUUCUACACAACUAGUUCUGAUUUCACUACUAAAGCUUAUGCCGAUGCACUUAUUCAGGACUACACGCGCCAGCUAACCCAACUACAUAGCUUAGGAGCACGAAAGGUGAUAGUAACAGCAGUUGGACCAAUCGGAUGCAUACCAUAUCAACUAGCUCGGUACCAUGGUAAUAGCAGCCGCUGCAAUGAAAACAUUAACAAGGCAAUCCUUCUUUUCAACAGUGAGCUAAGGAAGCUGGUUGAUCGUUUCAACGGUGGCCAACUGCAAGGAGCCAAGUUCGUUUACCUGGAUUCUUACAAAAGCAGCAAUGAUCUUUAUCAAAAUGGGACUGCUUACGGGUUUGAAGUAAUAGACAAAGGAUGCUGUGGAGUUGGAAGAAACAAUGGGCAAAUAACAUGCCUUCCCCUUCAACAACCAUGUGCUGAUAGAAGGAAAUACCUGUUUUGGGAUGCCUUUCAUCCCACUGAACUUGCCAAUGUUAUAUUUGCACAGUCUGCCUACCAGUCACAGUCCUAUACUUACCCUGUAAACAUACAACAAUUGGCCACCCUCUAAAUUGCUGUGAUCAUAAAUUGCUACUGUUUUUUUAUUGAUUAUUUUGUCACAAUGUGAUGCUUGUUACUUGUUGUCCUUGUAAUUCAACUUCGUAUUAUUUUCUGAUUAAUGAAUGCAAUUUAGUUUUGGAUUGUUAA